Molecule: messenger RNA, 2067 nt
Organism: Plasmodium falciparum 3D7
Lineage: Eukaryota; Apicomplexa; Aconoidasida; Haemosporida; Plasmodiidae
Source: RefSeq, a predicted model, not a curated record
AUGAACAGUUCAGGAAGUUCCUUCAAUUCUUCGAGGAACUUAUUGAAUAGUCCCCGAACAUCCAAUAUACUAAAUAUGUGUUCUCAAAAUCAUAACAAUAAAAAUUAUAAUUCAGAUAAUGAUAUAUUAAUUAAUGUGAUUUUAGAAAACUGUGUACAUGAAUGGUUUCCUUUUUUAAAAGAUGAACAUGAUGAUAUAGAUAAGGGAGAUGAAAAGAACCAACAUAACUUAAAUAACGAAAUAAAUAAAUUGAAGAAAUAUUAUAAAGGAGUAAAAUCUUCUGACUUUCCGUUACCAAGGUUAUAUAAAACAAAUCGAAGUAUAUGUAACUUGAAUGAAGAUAAUGAAGAUGAAUCUAUUUUUUAUAAUAGUAAUAGUAUAUAUAUGAAUAUAUUAAAUGAAAGUAAUACAGACAAUGUACAGACAAAUAAUUAUUUUAAUGAAUUUGUUAAUCAUCAAGAAAAUAAAGAAACAGAAGGAGAACUUAUAUGCGAUAAAAAGAAAAAAGAAGAACAAAAAAGUGAUGAAAAAUGUGUAAAUGUUACAAAUGAUGUCAAUGACAAUAUUUCUUUUUAUGAUUGCAUAGGUGAUAUCAGUAGUAUUAAUAAUAAUAAAUAUGAUGAUAAUAAUAAUAAUAAUAAUAAUAAUAAUGAUAAUCAUAAUAAUUAUGAUAACAACAACAAUAAUAAUAAUAAUAUUGAUGAGGAUGAAUAUGUUCAGGAAACAUUUUCAUCACGUGAGGAAAAAACACUGAACACUAAAAAUCAGAAAAAGGAAAAUUUAAAGCAUUAUAUAGAUAUCAAGGAUAAAGAAUAUUUAAAAAAAAAAGGAGACGAAGGUGUUAGUAAAGAGGAAUGUGAAAAUAUGUCAUCAGAAGGAAGAAGAAAUUAUAGUUGUGAUAAUAAAUAUGAUGGUAAACGCGAUGAUUUUUAUAAUGACAAGAGUGAUCAUAUUAAUCAUUCAAAUUUUGAUAGCUCUCCCUUUUGGCUAAAAAAUUACAAGAACAUUUCUAAUUAUAGUAAUAAUAAUAGUAAUAGUAAUAGUAAUAUCACCCAUAUGAAUAAUACAUAUAAUAGCAUGAGCAGAAUUGAAAGUAAUUAUAGUAUUAAAGAUGAGGAAAAUAAAAUUAUUAAUACAAAUAACAAAGAUGUUAAUAUAUACAAUACUAUAGAUGUAAAUGUGGAUUCUACAAAUAAUGUCAACAAAGUAGAAAAUGAUAUUUAUUUGGAUAAUGAUAAUAGAAAUAUAAAUUCCAUCAUUCAAGAAAUAAAAAAUGAAGAAGCAAAAGAAAAAGAUUUUACAAUGGAUUCAUAUGGAAAUAUGUACCUACGUAUAUGUCUGAAAGUCUUAAAAAAAAACGUAGAUUAUUUUUUAUCACCCAUGAAUUUAAAUAAUGAAAAACUUGUUUAUGAAAAAAAAAAAAUCAAAGAAAUUUUAAAAUUGUAUGAUAAAUUAUUUUAUAGCCAUUUUAAAUUCAUACCAAAUAAAAUUUACAAAGAAAUAUUGAGACCUAUAUAUACCUACUAUCAAAAUUUAAAGUCCAAUAUGGUAGGAGGUGUAUCUACUACAUCCUUCGACGCAAAAUCAAGAAAUGUUUCUAUAUCUUCAUCCUGUUCUUCUUUUCGCAGAGAUUUUGAUAUUCCAAAAAAGAACGCAACGUGCAAAGAAGAUGAAGAAAACAAAGUUAUACAAAAGAAAAAUUCAUUUUCCAGCGAAUAUACCAAUUUAGGGAGCUUUUCAAAUAUUAUUAAUGACAUGACUGUUAAAAAUAUAUUACAGGAGGUUGAUGAAAGUUCAGAUAUUAGUCAUUUAGAAACGGAUUACAAAUAUAUAUACAAAGAUUUAUUAAAAUUGAAAAGUUUAUUGUUAAAGAAAAGAUAUUACAAAAAUAUUUUAUUCGAAUAUCAAAAGAAUUUUGUUCAAAUUAAUAAUAGAUGUGUUAAAACAUAUAGGGAUAUAUAUCCUGUGGAAAAGGAGUAUAAAACAUAUACUCAAAUAAAAAAGCAAACUAUUGAAGUGAUCAAUUCGAUUAAUAUAAAUUAUAAAAAAUAUUACUCAAAUAUAUAA